Pelodiscus sinensis (Chinese soft-shelled turtle) is the source of this 2029-nucleotide messenger RNA. The record is from RefSeq and is a predicted model, not a curated record. NCBI's taxonomy places the organism in Eukaryota, Metazoa, Chordata, Testudines, Trionychidae.
AUGACAGAGGUUAUUCUAGAUCCAACAGCUGAGAGUAAACCAGGCAUAAUAAACUACAUUGAACUUGGAGACAACUUAGGAGCUAAUGUCAUCAAGCGUAAAAUGCUGAUGAGGUGUGGAAAAACUGGUACCCCAAAUGAUGAAGCCGUUGGUUGUAGAUUUUGCCUAGGACUACACCUUCAGUGUCCAAGACCCAGCUCCUCAAAGCCUUUGAAAAUGCACUGCAAGAGUUGUGCUCUGGUUACCAGUUCUGGACAUCUCGUGGGAAGCAAACAAGGCAACAGAAUUGACCAGACUGAGUGUGUAAUACGAAUGAACGAUGCACCCACUCGAAGUUAUGGAAAAGAUGUUGGAAACAAAACUAGUCUUCGAGUCAUUGCACAUUCUAGUAUCCAGAGAAUUCUGCGAAACCGCAAUGAACUGUUAAAUAUGAGCCACGGUACUGUGUUUAUCUUCUGGGGUCCCAGCAGCUAUAUGAGACGAGAUGGAAAAGGUUUGGUUUAUAAUAAUCUGCAAUUGAUGAAUCAGAUACUACCUCAAUUAAAAGUAUAUAUGAUUUCUCGGCACAAGAUGCUUCAAUUUGAUGACCUCUUCAAACGAGAAACUGGCAAAGACAGGAAGAUAUCCAACACUUGGCUUAGCACAGGAUGGUUCACAAUGACUAUUGCAUUAGAACUCUGUGACAGGAUAGAUGUUUAUGGAAUGGUGCCACCAGAUUUCUGCAGGGAUCCUAAUCAUCCUUCAGUACCUUAUCAUUAUUAUGAACCUUUGGGACCUGAUGAAUGUACAAUGUACAUCUCACACGAGCGGGGACGAAAGGGCAGCCAUCAUCGUUUUAUCACAGAGAAACGAGUGUUUGAGAACUGGGCACGGACAUUCAAUAUUCACUUUUUCCAACCAGACUGGAAACCAGAAUCACUUACUAUAAAUCACCCUGAAAUUAAACCCGUGUUCUGAGGAAUGAAUGCACAAAACUGUAAUCACAGUCAUCUCCUGUAUCAAGCUUCAGGGUAUUGAACCUCGAAGAACAGCAACCCAGUCUGAAAAAGCAAGGUUAACUGGAUUUGUGGGUGGAGACUGCUACAAUAUUUGGGAAGUUCUUGUGAAGGAAUACAUAAAAGGACAUUUUGUUUCCAAAUGUAUCGUAAUCCAAUAAUUAACAUUGUCAAGCCAGUUCACUUCUUAUAUAAGUAUGUGAUCUGUAAAAAGCAACUUGACUCUCAUUAAUGGGAUGUUUUAUUCAUUACAGUUUUUAAGGCACGUUGCCACUGAAUUUUCAUAGUGAAAACUUAAAAUAUUUAUUUAAUGGAGGUUUUUAUGCAGGGUAGGCCAGUAUUUUUCUAAUUCACAAUUAUGUAAUUAUCUUUCUUAAGCCUUCAAAUCCAAAAAUUAUUGCUGGUUGUGUAGAAAGGCCUAGCUUCUUGUUUAUAAUUUUUCUCUCUGAAAAAUAUGAUUCUGUCUAGCAUGUAAUUAAUAUUUGAUCUGAAAAUGUUGUAUUUCUUUUUAAAUUGCUGGGCUCUGCUCCAAUGUAGAGUCUUUAACGGCAAGAAAAUUCCCAUGUGACGAUCAUGUGUGAGAUGCUACGGUCUGACAUUGCACAUUAAUAUGAAAAUGGCAAAGAAAAUUCCUUUUGAUGUAAAAGUGCUCAUGCAGCUGUGAUGUCAGGCUGCUCUUUCUUAAUGGAGAGAGGUAGAGGGUAGGGCAAAAUGUACUCGAUUGUAUUCUGAAAUAGUGCCACCAUGUGCGGCACUGGGCAUAUAAUUAAGAGUGAAAAAUGAGAGGGGUCAGUAUGGGAGGUGAGAGGACUCUCAGAAAUGCCAUCAUGCUGCUUGGCCUUUUGUAUUUCCCAAAAGGAAAUUGUAUUAUAUUAGAAAUCCUCCCAUUUCCAGCUGCAAUCUGCAAGAUUGCCGGCAAUGGAUUAAGAGUACAUGAGUGGAUGCCUUCCCCUAUGAUAGGUACUUAUGUAAUGUUCCUGAGUCUACACCAACCAGCAGAAUAGAAAUCAUAUGGCAUUAAUAACAUAAGAAAC